GAGCGUCUAAAUAAAAAGGAUUCAGUUGACACUUUUUUCCAAGAUCCCUCUGAUCAAAGGUCAACUAAAUUUAUCGAGAAACUUCGAGAAUCAGAAAUAAUAAGAAACGAAUCCAACAAAACACACCAUGAGGAGGAUAAAGUUGAAUCUGAAUUGCAGAACUCCUUUUCGGCACCUAACGAUAAUGAUUCGGAAUAUAUACCAAGCGACACUGACGAAUCAACUUCCGAUGAAUUAAUUGAGGAUAAUGAUGAUUUGGAUUGCAAUGAUCCUCCAAAAAUCGACAAGGUGGCUUUUCGGAAGACUCAUGAUGCUAUCCCGGACAUCACGAAGUUGAAAUUGAGCACAGGAAAAAUAGUGGAGGAUAUUCUUUUUAAUUUUUGUAAAGACAUGGAUUAUGAACAAAUGGAAAGAAUUAACAAAGAUCGAAUUGGGGUUCCGAUUAUUUCACACGACAUUAUAAAAGAUUUACGCACAAUAACGAUGAAAUCAUUUCUUGAAGAAGAAAAAUACGACAUUCGUAAACACUACGAUAACGAAUGGAUUCAAUUGGCCAUUCGAACACUUGCAAAUCUAUAUGAAAAUAUGGCUUCCCCUCUAAUAAGAACACAAUACGAACAUUGGUUUACAGUUACACUUCUUGGAACGAGCAUUGACUUCUGCCUUUGGGACAUUCGAUUGGGGACUGAUAUUAAAAGAAUUGAUGCACCGUCAUCAAGUAGUGUUAACCGGAAGAAUCGAAAUCGAAAAGCAAAUACACGUAAAAGAAAGCUCGUUGGCCGUAAAAUUGACGGAAUAAUAUAUACAACUGAUGAGCUUCUUGAAUUUGGAGCCAUAGAAGGUGCAAGGUCCUUUAAGGGUGUCUCAGACAAUAAAUAUCUCAAUGAAGAGUUCAAAAUUCCAAAGACUCUUCGAGGUAUGUAUUCCGAUUUGAUCAGAGCUGUAAAUUAUGACGACCAAAGAGCAAACAAACUCCAAGUAAUUGGUAUCCUACACCUUGGAUUAUGGAUUCAAUUUGUAAGAUUAUGGCGUGCCGGAGGGUCGAUUUGCAUUUUUCGCAAAGAUCCCCAAUCUUUCAACAUACAUAGCAAAUUCUCCAAAAAAGGAUUAAGAUCCUUCCUUAAAUUUCUAGUAAGAAUAUAUCAAUACAAGAAUAACCUACAAGUUCUGGAUAUUCUGAAUGAUGACGACAACAAUGAUGAUUUGUUAAAAGAAUUAAACGAACAAUGUUCUACUCCGCCUCCUGCAUCAAUUCAAUUUUUUGCUGAUUGUGAGAACACCCCUAAGAAAAAAAGGACUAAUUCGAAAGAAAAGAAUCCAAGGCAGAAAAAAAUAAAAUCGAAUCAUCCGUAA
This is a messenger RNA of Ambispora gerdemannii, 1353 nucleotides long. Lineage: Eukaryota; Fungi; Glomeromycota; Glomeromycetes; Archaeosporales; Ambisporaceae. The record is from the annotation of a GenBank genome assembly.